UCGCGAUAUUCUGGAAAUGCUCUCCAGCAGCAGAUGCUUCCAGUGAGUGGAAGGAGAGAGGGGGGUGAGAAACCUAACAAAACCGCGACCAAGACAACCUUCUACAGUGGAAACGGCAAUUUUAUUCGAAAACCCCACGAUUGUUACAUUAUUUAUAUACACACAACGUGACUGGUUUGAAAAACAUCGUAAUUUAACCCAAGGUAUCUGUGCCAAGUGUAUUAGAGACCCAUAUCUAAUUAAACUAGCAAUGGCGUUGAAAAGAAUUCAAAAGGAACUGACAGAUUUGCAGAGGGAUCCACCUGCACAGUGCUCAGCGGGACCAGUUGGAGAUGAUUUGUUUCACUGGCAGGCAACAAUAAUGGGUCCGAAUGACAGUCCUUAUCAGGGAGGAGUGUUCUUCUUGACUAUUCACUUCCCUACAGAUUACCCCUUCAAACCACCAAAGGUUGCGUUCACGACAAAGAUCUACCACCCUAAUAUCAACAGCAAUGGAAGUAUUUGUCUGGAUAUAUUGAGAUCGCAAUGGUCACCUGCACUCACUGUAUCAAAAGUUCUCUUGUCAAUCUGCUCUCUGCUUUGCGAUCCGAACCCAGAUGACCCGCUUGUACCAGAGAUUGCACACACCUACAAAGCUGACAGGGAAAAGUACAACAGACUAGCAAGAGAAUGGACACAGAAGUAUGCAAUGUGAAAAUGCCUGUUAAAUUAAAACACUAAAAGAAGAAAAUAAACAUGUUUAAUAUUAACCCAAGGCAAACGAACAAGAGGGGAAACAUAACUAGACACUCGGGUUGGAGAAGGAAGCGAUAAAAUAAGGGACAGUGCAACCUGGCUGCUAAGUGCUGAGCUGCUGCCAUGUGCUGUUCUUCAUGACUUGUAUGGAUCUGCUGAGGAACUCCUGAAAGCACUCCCUUAUGGAAUACUGGAACCUCCUCAUGGUCCAGACCACCACACCCAGACUUUAACUAUUACUACUUCAGUUGUGACUAUUAUUAUUAUCAGUGUUACUAUUCAUACUCUUAUUAUUAUGAUCACUGUUGUUAUUAUCACAAUGAUUGUGUUAUUCUACUGAAUGCUGGAACAUUGGGUUUGAAUUUGGAGGGGACUAGUUAGUGGCUUGGUUUUCCCUCUUUUCAAAGGUACUUUCUUUGUCCCUCUGGAUGUCUUGUGUUCAUGUAUUCAGUGGCCUUGCUGUAUUAUUGUAAUAACCUCUUCUCAGAUGUUAGCUGUGAAAUUGAGGUGGAGUGCUCAGCACAAUGGUGCAUGGCUAUAUCCAGCAGCGUGGUUCUAUUGCCCACAAAGUCUUGAAAGACGGUCUCGGGUUGGUCUCAAACCCAGACAUAGUGUAAGACAAGUCAUUUUUCUUCCCCCUGAGCCAAUUUUGUUUUCACUCAAUGCAUUUGGAAAUGUCCCAAAUGCAGUGACAGGUGGUCUUUGAAGAGCUUGGAGAGAGGUGCUAUCAAGGUGAGCUGGACUGGUAUCUGUGCUCAUGGGCAAGCGACCAGGGAAAAAGUUCUGACACUGCCACUACUUUUCUCACUUGUCAUCUAUGUCCCCUUUUCUUGUCCUAGAUCCAUCCAGGGCUAGCAUCUUGCCAUAUAACAUCCAACUGUAAAGACACUUAAUCUCAGAGAUUAUCUUUACCAGGGUUGAACUCCUCCCAGCCAUACAAUGCCACUUUCUAAAUACUGUAGCUCAGGUAUAUAUCCAACUCACCUGUCUGUGAAAGGGCACUGUAGUGACCUGUGGUGUGAGAAAUGAUCAGACCUGUUUUGCACACUGAGUUACUGCUUUAAUCCAGAAGUUGUGUUUUGGGACGUCGGACAUGGGUCAUUCAUUAGCUUUCCCCUUCUCAAUUUAUCACAUUGUUUUACUGUACAACACUAUGAUGUGAAUGUUUUCAAACAGGUUUUGUUAAUGCUUGGAGACACUGCACAUGCUAAUGCUGUGGAUAUGCCAUUGGUUAAAACUGGAGUAUUUAAAAAAAGAAAAAGAGAGAAAAAAAUGAUUCCUCCAUUAGGUGGGAGCUUAAAGACUUCCUUUAAUGACAAACUGUUGCAGAUUUAUGAAUAAACAUUUAGUUUUGUUUUUAGUUUGACUAAAUUCAGAUGUUUUUGUCAUCAUGGUUUAUUGUGAAGUUUCACAAGGUGUUUCACAAAUGUUUCCCGUGCCUUUUACAUUGUAACAUACGCUGUAAUAUGAGCUCUAACCUGGAUCUUGGCAGCUGCAUAUUUGUUUUAGCAGAUGUCUUGAGAUUUUGUUCUCGUCAUUGGAACUUUACUUUCGCUUUAUUUUUCUAGAGGGUCUGCAACAGUGUACAUGUGCAAUGCAUUAGUAACCUAGUAUUCUGUAAGCUUGAUUGUAGUUAUACCAUUAGUGAUUAAUCUGCCAUUAGUAAUAUCAAAUUUAACAAGAUAAUCCUGUGCAGGUGCUGGAUUAUUUAGACUGCAUCUGUCUUGAGCCAUAGAUUAUUUUUAACCAAAGUAUAACUGUCUGAUGUUGCCGUGGAAAGGGAAUAAAAAGUAUUGGAGGGAGUAUAAGA
This is a messenger RNA of Salmo salar (Atlantic salmon), 2545 nucleotides long. Its product is annotated as ubiquitin-conjugating enzyme E2 D4. Lineage: Eukaryota; Metazoa; Chordata; Actinopteri; Salmoniformes; Salmonidae. The record is from RefSeq and is a predicted model, not a curated record.